AGAUAGCUAGAAAAGGGUGAGAUGUGGUAUCAUCUUCGUUGGCUAUCACAUCAGUUAGAGGCGAGAUACCGAUGUUCGUUAGUGCCCACAGUCUGCGUGCGAUCAGCAAAUACUAUGCCCACCAAGAUGAAAGUAGCCUGGACAAACUGUGCCACUGGACUAAUCAUAUGCACACUUUUAUCUUGGCUAAGCUCCAUAAUGUGUUGUUUGCUCUAUAUUUCGGUACGAUAGCACGCCGUAGUCCCUCGCCAGCUGGGAUCUCCCGUUCCUCAUAUGGCAGUGUUGGAUCCACCGAGAAUAUCCGCAUUCGGGUCGAAGAGGAUUGCGGAGUCAGUGAAUCAACGCCCCUGCUGGCUGCAACUCAGAGAUCCAUUAAGUCACCCACAUCUUCUGCAACCUCCUCUUCCUCCUCGUCGCCUUCCUCCGGAAACUCGAUCCUCACAAAAGACUGUCUCAAUUGGCGAUCGGUCGGAUUUCUGGUCAUGUGUGCCUCCGCCUUGGCACUGGCCGUCUAUUUACUCUGGAAACAAACCCAAAUGCCGGACUUUGGCUACCGACUGAGUCUGGUAGAGCAUGAUAUAUGGUCGGAUGCGGAUCUUCAGGGUCAAGGAACUCUAUUGGAUCCGAUUAAUGUAAUUUUUACGCAUACAGAGAGCACCGAGUGCCGAGAAGAUUGCCCAGAAGUUAUACACAAGCUGCAGAAGUCCCUUUUGGAGGAACUGCCCUACAAUUUCUUAAUCGCCGGAGACUGUCAGGCCUUCGAAGCCUGUGGAUGGCAAUAUACCAGUAAUUUCUCGAGGGAACAGCCUGGAAAUAGUUCUCUGGUGUUGGCCUUUGUGGGCAACUUCAGCCGAAAAGCACCCAGCAUUUGCCAGUUGAAGACGGCGCAGGCCCUGAUCCUAGAAUCCCUGAAACGCAGAAAACUACAGCCAGAGUACCAACUGCAUGUGGAGGGCAGCAAUACGGAGGCACUGCAGCAGGAGUUAAGCCAAUGGCCACAUUAUGCCGGCCACCUAAAAACCAAGUGAAUGAUAAGCAGAAGGUUCCAAGUUAUUCCUCU
This is a messenger RNA of Drosophila suzukii, 1060 nucleotides long. RefSeq names its product Peptidoglycan recognition protein LD (gene PGRP-LD). The record is from RefSeq and is a predicted model, not a curated record. Gene Ontology annotation, biological process: peptidoglycan catabolic process. NCBI's taxonomy places the organism in Eukaryota, Metazoa, Arthropoda, Insecta, Diptera, Drosophilidae. Gene Ontology annotation, molecular function: N-acetylmuramoyl-L-alanine amidase activity; zinc ion binding.